Messenger RNA from Adineta steineri, 468 nucleotides. NCBI's taxonomy places the organism in Eukaryota, Metazoa, Rotifera, Eurotatoria, Adinetida, Adinetidae. The record is from the annotation of a GenBank genome assembly.
AUGGGAGAAUAUAACAAUGAAGGAAUGGUAGUGGCUGGUGGAAAUGGCAAAGGAAAUAAGCUCAAUCAAUUCAGUCAUCCUCGUUUUAUCUUUGUUGAUGAAGAUGAAUCUGUUUAUGUAUCAGACCAAAACAAUCACCGUGUGAUGAAAUGGAGAAAAGAUGCAAAAGAAGGAAGAAUUGUUGCUGGAGGACAUGGUGAAGGAAGAAGUCUCAAUAAAUUGUCUUAUCCUCAAGGAGUAGUUGUUGAUGCUUUUGGUCAAAUCUAUGUGGCAGAUUGUGGAAAUCAUCGAAUAAUGCGCUGGUUUGAAGGAAAAGAUGAAGGUGAAAUCAUUGUUGGUGGAGAUGGCCAAGGAAAUCAAUCAAAUCAAUUGAAUCGUCCCCGUGGUUUAUCUUUUGAUGAUGAAGGUAAUCUUUAUGUUGCUGAUUGUCAUAAUCAUCGAAUUCAAAAAUUUGAGAUAAUUUUAUGA